AUGAUACUGUUUUAUAAAUAUCUUUUUCCAGCUCAUCACAGAUCAAUAUUAGGAUCUGACAAGAAAACAACUUCACAAGAACUUCCUGAAGCUAAAAGCAUGAACAAUCCGAAUUAUUUGACCAAACCAAAUGCAUUUCAUGGCAAAAGCAGCAAGAAUCAUGUCAAAAGCAACUUAAGAAAGAUGAACAGUGACCAAUCGUAG
Ambispora gerdemannii is the source of this 204-nucleotide messenger RNA. The record is from the annotation of a GenBank genome assembly. Lineage: Eukaryota; Fungi; Glomeromycota; Glomeromycetes; Archaeosporales; Ambisporaceae.